UCUAGUUGGAUUUGGUCGCGAUGUGUCACUCUCGCAGUUCGCUGCCCACUUUGACCGGCCUGCGGGCCCCAGCUCCCGCUCCCUCCCCCAGCCCGGGGCUGCGGCGGGGCUCAGGCCCCGAGAUCUUCACCUUCGAUCCCCUGCCGGAGCCCGCGGCCUCUCCCGCCGUGCGGCUCAGCGCCUCCCGCGGGCACAGAAAGCGCAGUCGCCGGGUCCUGUACCCGCGAGCGGUCCGGCGCCAGCUGCCCACCGAGGAACCGAACGCGGCCAAGAGGCUCCUGUUCAUCCUGCUCGCCGUGGUCUUCUGCCAAGUCCUGAUGGCCGAGGAGGGCGCGCCGGUGACCCUGGGCCCGGAGGACGCGCCCGCCGCCGAGCCCCCCGCACCUGCCGCCCUCGAGCCCUGUAAUCUGACCUCGCGGCCCGCGGAGCACGCCCCCGACCUCCGCGCGUUCCUCCAGCAGCACCCGGCUGCCUUCUGAGUCGGCGCCGCCGAGGAUCGAACCCACGCACCGGGCGGAGCUGGUGCGCGCGAGCGUAUCCCACACUGGGACCGCGGAUCGGAACACUAACUUAUUCUCACUGCUCCUAAUUAAUAUUUAUACGUAUUUAUGUGUCCUCAGGGUGAUGGGGGAUGUGUAAUAUUUAUUUUAACUUAUGCGAGGGGGCGCGGUGCUCCCCUUCGUGAACGCCGAUCUCUUACUGGAUGCCGGUUGGUGGCGCCCGGCGCCCGCGCCUCCGCCCCGCAGGUCUCAGGGAAGGGCGGUGGGCCGUGGGGUUGGGGUCGCCCAGUAUGUUCUGUGAACACGAAUAAACCUGAUUUACGCCGG
Molecule: messenger RNA, 827 nt
Organism: Octodon degus (degu)
Lineage: Eukaryota; Metazoa; Chordata; Mammalia; Rodentia; Octodontidae
Gene: Ier3
Product: immediate early response 3
Exons: 2
Coding region: 21-479 (152 amino acids)
Biological process (GO): DNA damage response; negative regulation of apoptotic process
Cellular component (GO): nucleus
Source: RefSeq, a predicted model, not a curated record